Messenger RNA from Heterocephalus glaber (naked mole-rat), 1087 nucleotides. It is a transcript of the gene Fgf20, whose product is annotated as fibroblast growth factor 20. Lineage: Eukaryota; Metazoa; Chordata; Mammalia; Rodentia; Bathyergidae. Gene Ontology annotation, molecular function: growth factor activity. The record is from RefSeq and is a predicted model, not a curated record.
AUGGCUCCCUUAGCCGAAGUUGGGGGCUUCCUGGGCGGCCUGGAGGGCUUGGGCCAGCAGGUGGGCUCGCACUUUCUGCUGCCUCCUGCCGGGGAGCGGCCGCCUCUGCUGGGCGAGCGGCGGGGCGCGGCGGAGCGGGGUGCCCGCGGCGGGCCGGGGUCGGCGGAGCUGGCGCACCUGCACGGCAUCCUUCGCCGCCGGCAGCUCUACUGCCGUACCGGCUUCCACCUGCAGAUCCUGCCGGAUGGCAGCGUGCAGGGCACCCGGCAGGACCACAGCCUCUUCGGUAUCCUGGAAUUCAUCAGUGUGGCAGUGGGACUGGUCAGUAUUAGAGGUGUGGAUAGUGGACUUUAUCUUGGAAUGAAUGACAGAGGAGAACUCUAUGGAUCAGAAAAACUGACUUCUGAAUGCAUCUUUAGGGAACAAUUUGAAGAGAACUGGUACAAUACCUAUUCAUCUAACAUCUAUAAACAUGGAGACACUGGCCGCAGGUAUUUUGUGGCACUUAACAAAGAUGGGACUCCAAGAGAUGGUGCAAGGUCCAAAAGACAUCAAAAAUUUACACAUUUCUUACCUAGACCAGUGGAUCCAGAAAGAGUUCCAGAGUUGUACAAGGACCUUCUGAUGUAUGCUUGAGUGUGACAGUGUCUCUGUCAAAGAAUGAAACCACAGCCAUUCUUUUCCAUCAUAGUUCACAGCACUAGAGAACACCUAAGGAAGACACUCAGAAUAUGACAGCCUUUUCCAUUUGAAGACUAAAUUUGGAAAGAAGACUGAGAAAAAUAUUUGACUCAAAGUAGAACAAGAUCAUUCUUUAUAAGUCAAUUAAGUUUCCUUAGGUACCUUGGCUCUGUCUUUACCAGUAGAUUGAAAAUGAAAAUCAGUUAAACUUGGAUAAUGGGAACCUCACCUAAUUUGCUGCUGGUACUUCACCUCUCUGGAUUAUGUUUACUUUGAAAGUUAUACUAAAAAUAGAUACUUCAUGUUGAAGAAAUGGAUUGACAUAGUUGGCCAUGGUUACUACCUUGUAAAUUCUGAGGACCUUGUAGGAUUUUGCAGGUUAUGGCAUCCUAUGUUAAAAAAAAAA